Molecule: messenger RNA, 3419 nt
Organism: Oncorhynchus keta (chum salmon)
Lineage: Eukaryota; Metazoa; Chordata; Actinopteri; Salmoniformes; Salmonidae
Product: transmembrane protein 51-like
Exons: 3
Coding region: 572-1345 (257 amino acids)
Source: RefSeq, a predicted model, not a curated record
UAGACUACCGCCCCAUUUCUUUAUUAUUACAAACCUCUUUGGUUUUUAUCAGUAGUAACUUUGACAUUCAUACAUAGCCGAAACUAUAGAAUAUUAAAACGAGAAUAACAUGGGUUAAUUUCUUUGUUUUUUCUAACACACCCCUGUGUUCCUGAGCGAGUAAGAUACGGGGCUACUUGGGACAAAGACGUGCGUGUUGUGAGCAACAACAGUGGACUGUGGGCUGCUUUCAAAAUAAAAGUUGCCCAUUGAAACUGCGAAAACGGAUACAAAUGGAAGAUGCCACAAUUGGACUAGAUAAUGCUAAAUAAAGUUGGAACGUUAUAUAAAUUCAACAAAAUAUGACACAAAGUAAAACAUCUGAAAUCGCACUGUGGAUGUAUUGGACUUCAUAAUUGCAUUGGGGGCAUACUUAAAUUGCAAUAUACAGCCUUACUUAGCCCAAGAUGUACUCUUAAGGAGCAUGCCAUUGACAAUUACAGAAUGGUUACCUGGAGGAAAAUGGGGGAGGGUCAUGCUUUUUCAAUCAAGUCUUUGACUGAACACCAGGAGGGCCUACAUUUUGGGGGAAAUGCACAGUACAGGCACAAGUGGGGUGCCCCCGAACCCCCCUGUAGCCAGAAACCACAACAACAGCCCUGGAAACUCAGGUUCCCAGUAUGCCUUGUGUGCCCUGGGGGUGGGGCUGGUGGCCCUGGGCAUCGUCAUGAUUGUGUGGAGUGUGGUGCCCUCCAACACGGCCGGGAACAACAGCGGUGGCACUGGAGGAGGGAACCCCAAACCAGACAACAGGGGCAGGGCUUCGUCGGUGGCCUUUGUGCUGGUCGGGGCUGGGGUGGCCAUGCUCAUGCUGUCCCUGUGCCUGGGGAUGAGGAACAAGCAGCGGGAGCAAGCUCUUCAAGAGGCCCAGACUCUGGGGGCAGACAACGUAGCUGCCAGUGAGGAGGACGGAGAGACGGCCGAGGAGCGAACCCAGAGGUACACCGUGCCCAGCUACGAGGAGGCAGUGGGCAGCGGCCAGUGGCCCAUACGCCAGAGCCACCUGCGCCACAGCUCCUCCCAGCUUCCUUCCUACGACGACCUGGUGGACGGUGUGCAGAUAGAGGUCGAAGGAUCAGCGGUCACUCAGAUGACAGCCACUUCCGCUAACCCUGCCUCCUCUGCUGCUGCGCCUAACCACCGCACUAGGCGAACAGGCCUCAAUCUCCUUCCCCUUAAAAUUCAGAGGAUUAAAUCAGAGAAGAUCCAUAUGAAGAAUACGGAUAACUCUCAGCCGCCGGGAGGGAUGAGUAUUGAGCCGCUUACUCCACCACCAAUGUAUGAGGACAAAGUGCCCCAGCUCUGAGACUUGGUGCCCUCUAGGUAUCAAAGCAGGGUACUGCAUCCUCUGUGGCCCGCUAUGGGUGGACAUCUGCUGCAAUAGAUGUAAUCAGAUGGCCCCUUGUCAUGCAUCUGUGGCUAAAUGAUCUCGAUGGCACUUGUCAUGCUUACCUGGCUUUUUUUAGACCUGACACUCAAGGGGAGUGAGCAGAGAGCACAGUUCCAAACGUGGGGACUUUGGGUCAACACUGUUUUUAGACAGAAGAGGCUCGGGUUCAAAGGAUCAAUAUGAUUGGGAAAAAUACUCGCUCAAUGUCUUAGAUGCCUUUUGAUUACUUUACAAUGAGCCCUGUUCCAAAUCUCAUUUGUAUAUGCAGCUGACCAUAUUUUUUUUUAUACUCCUACUGAUUUAAUUUCAAGUUCCAUCUUCAUCCUCUCAGUCAAGUCAGCCAUCAAUGGUGAGCUAAAUGUAUUAUUAUUCAUGUUCAAGUUUUUGUAUUCUGUACAGCUACUUAGACAGCUGCUCCUUGGAAUUUUGAGAGGUGUUAUUUGGCGACUGAAUUAAUGGCUUUGCACAGACAGUGUUUGCGGCCUGUGUUGCUUAUCAAUACAGGAUAAUUGACAAAGAGACUGAGGCUCAUUGAUAGUUGGAAGCCUUUGCCCUGUAGCCACGGCGAAAUGGGUUUGGGCUCUGAAGGCAGUAGUGUAGUCCAACUUUUUUAAUUAGCUGUUUUAUGGGACUCUUUCCCUGAGCAGCUGGGAUAAUGGCACCCAUUGCUCACUCACGCAUCACUCUUGAACUAUACAGCAAUACCAGCUCCUUGACUGCCAGCACUGUUUUCAUUAGGAUUAUUCAGAGGAUUAAGUUGUUGCGGUGUCCAAGGUUUGACCCCAUUUUGUUUAGUGGAGCAAGAAGACGUCAGUGCCUUUUAUCUCUCUAGUCUAUUUGUUUCAUGCUUACCAGACUAUGGAAGUUAGCAAAUCAAUGCAGUAAUCGGAUUUCCAGAAUGUUAUUUUAUCAUAUGGAUGCCAUUUUCUUGAUUUGAUGUCAUGUUGAUGACCCUGUUCAGCAACUACUCAACUACAUUUACUGUAGGUGGGAACUCAAACAGUACUUCUUGGCAUAAGUAAACAGUUGCUAAACUAGCAUAUGCAUACCGAUGCACACAGAAUAAGCGUUUUUUUUUAAGAGGAAACUUUUAAUGCUGAAUUACUAGUUUCUAAAUGUAAAAUAGCAUGCACCUCAUGUAUAUUUAGAUUUUUUUUAUAGGCUCUGAAUACAGUCUGUUCUUUCAAUAUUGUUGAUACUCUGUAGUUGUCACGCCUAUGCAAUGCUUUCUGUACCUCUGUGUAUGUGAGACCAUUUUUUACUGUGAGGAAUCAGUGGCUUAUUACUUCCAUUUUCUGUACUCUAAGGGACACUACACUCUAAAAUGAACGUUUGUCAGGCUAACACUUUUUUCAAACCUCAAAAGUGGUCUUAUGUUGAAAGCAGUCUACGUCCCACACUAUGGGUUUCAUAGAUCCAAGGAUAUGUCACAACCUCAAGUGAAUGGAAAAGAUGAGCACCCAAAAUGCUUAUGUUUUUGAAUGGAAAUGGUGCUAAACUUUCCCAUUCAUAAACGGAUCAGAACCAAGACGAGCACCAAUGGAGCUUAAUUAAUAAACAGAUUUUUGAAUGAACAAUUAUGGGUUGUGAUCUGGACUUUUCCAUUAAUUUGGGGACGAUAUCUGUAUCUACACAAUCAAUGGUGUUGGACAUGGAUCCAUCUUCACAUGAGGCUUAUUUUGAGGUAUAAAAAACACCCGACAGCUUUGUGGAACAUAAACAUGGUCAGACUGUUCUCAUUAGUUCAAUGGACUUUUCUCUCAACCAGGUGUGUGUGUGUGUGUAUGACUUUUAUUACGAUAAUUUCAAAGACCAUUAUUUGUACUGGAAAUUAUAUAACUAAUACACUUUUGUAUGUAUCUGAAAGUAUGUUUUUGUAAGAGAGGAAUUCUGUCUAGUGUUUUUGUUGACUUCAAGAUGAUGCAUUCUUGUUGUGGACACUAAAGGAGCGGAGUCUGAAAAUUGUGAGAAAUAAAAGGAAAUGUUUGUA